Melospiza georgiana is the source of this 1077-nucleotide messenger RNA. RefSeq names its product serine/threonine-protein kinase pim-1-like. NCBI's taxonomy places the organism in Eukaryota, Metazoa, Chordata, Aves, Passeriformes, Passerellidae. Gene Ontology annotation, cellular component: cytoplasm. Gene Ontology annotation, biological process: protein autophosphorylation. The record is from RefSeq and is a predicted model, not a curated record. Gene Ontology annotation, molecular function: protein serine/threonine kinase activity; ATP binding.
AUGAACACCAGAAAUCUGCAUGCCCAGGUGGCCAUCAAGCGAGUGUCCCAGGAGUGCAUCUCGCAGUGGACGCAGCUGAGCGCCCUUGUGCCCCUGGAGCUGGCGUUGCUGUGGAAGGUGUCGCGGUCUGGCUUCCGCGGUGUCGUGCAGCUCCUGGACUGGUUUGAGGUGCCCGAGGGCUUUGCGCUGCUCAUGGAGGGUCCGCAGCUCUGUCAGGACCUCUGGUACUUCCUGCACGAGUGGCGGUUCCUGAUGGAGCCCGUGGUGGGGGGGCUGUUCUGCCAGGUGCUGGAGGCCGUGUGGCGCUGCAGCAGCCGUGGUGUCCCGCACCACCACAUCAAGGCUGAGAACAUCCUUGUCCACCUGGCCACGGGCAAGGCAAAGAUCAUCGACUUUGGGUGCGGCAUGAUCCUCCAGGACACGUUCUACACCUGGAUGUCAGGAACACCGGAGUACAGCCCACUGAAGUGGAUCCUCUUUGACUCCUACCAUGGCCAGCCAGCCACCAUCUGGUCCCUGGGCAUCCUGCUCUAUGAGCUGGUCUGCGGGCACCUUCCAUUCCACAGAAACGAGGACAUUGUCCAGGACCAGCUCUUCUUCCUGCCACGGGUGUCUCAAGAGUGCCAGCACCUCAUCAGGUGGUGUUUAUGCAUGGACCCCACAGACAGGCCAUCACUGGAGGACCUUUUUGAACAUUCUUGGCUGCAGGAGCCAUGCCUGGCCCAGGAGACAGCAGAAAUGCAUCCCUGUGCACAAGGAGAGAGCACAGCCGAGGAGAUGCUUCUGCUGCUCCCCACGAGCUGUGGAGGGAGCGGCUCCGUGCUGCCUGUCCCACUGGAGAAUUGGUGGCAGUGCGGUGAAGGUGCCACGGACUGGGACAGGGGAAACAUCCCCCUGCAGCUCAAUGGCAUCGUGAUGUCCUCGCAAGCCGAGGCACAGCUGGUGUGUUCUUCUGGAGCACGACGUGGAGCUGGGAACACCAUCCUGGAGCUGGCCGCUGGCGGGACAGUGCCCAUUAUCUUUGGCUGCGGCCCCUGCCUGAAGGACACGCUCUGCGCCCCAAUGGAAUCAAGAUGA